Aspergillus melleus is the source of this 1503-nucleotide messenger RNA. RefSeq lists its product as uncharacterized. The record is from RefSeq and is a predicted model, not a curated record. Gene Ontology annotation, biological process: transmembrane transport. NCBI's taxonomy places the organism in Eukaryota, Fungi, Ascomycota, Eurotiomycetes, Eurotiales, Aspergillaceae. Gene Ontology annotation, cellular component: membrane. Bases 1 to 1503 code for a protein of 500 amino acids. The transcript has 7 exons. Gene Ontology annotation, molecular function: transmembrane transporter activity.
AUGGCAGACGAAAAACCGGCCGUCGAGGGCUUAUGCAAGCCUACUGAUGUGGAGAAAACCUCCGAUUCGCAUGAAUUCCCCCGCAAAACCAAGCUCGACCUAUUUGAAGAUCCGGACGAGGGCUUGAGUGAGGAAGAGAAGGCCAAAAUCGAUCGGGCCUUACUGUGGAAGCUCGACUUGCGACUGAUUCCUUGGCUCAGUCUGCUUUACCUUAUUUCGUUUUUGGAUAGAACCAACAUUGGUAAUGCCAAACUUGCCGGUCUCCAGGAGGAUCUCGAUAUGUCCGACAACCAGUACAAUGCCUCGCUGACCAUAUUUUUUGUUUCGUAUUCGGUAUUUGAGCCUUUGACCAAUGUUUUGCUCAAGCGAAUGCGACCCAGUGUUUUCAUUCCCAUAAUCAUGGUUCUUUGGGGAAUCUGCAUGACAUGCAUGGGAUUGGUGCAUAACUACGCAGGGCUCAUGGCGGUGCGAUGGUUCUUGGGAUUGACGGAAGCGGGGCUUUUCCCGGGCGUCGGAUACUUUCUAUCGUGCUGGUACAAAAGGUCCGAGUUUGGCGUUCGCAUGGCCAUCUUCUUCUCCGCGGCCGCGCUUGCAGGUUCGUUCGGAGGCCUUCUGGCGGCGGCCAUUGCUCUGAUGGAUGGCAUUGGGGGAAAAGCCGGCUGGUCCUGGAUCUUCAUCCUGGAAGGACUGGCCACAAUAAUUGUAGGCGUGCUCUCGUUCUGGAUGGUCUAUGACUUUCCUGACGAAGCAAAAUUUCUGUCCGAGACGGAUCGCAAGCGAGUUCUGCGCCGACUGGCAGCCGAUCAACAGGCAAGUGCCGAACACGAACAGUUCAAGAUGGCGUAUUUAUGGAGCUCCCUGAAGGACUGGAAAACGUACACAGGGGCCGUUAUCUACAUGGGUGCAGACGCAUGUCUGUACGCCUUUUCUCUGUUCGUUCCCACAAUCAUCAGCGAGCUACUGCUCAGUGUGCCUCCGUAUGCCGCAGCCGCCGUCGUAACGGUUGCCGUCGGAUUCAUCGCCGACCGAACACGUCAACGUGGAAUUUCAAACAUUCUGGUGUCCAUCCUGGGCAUCGUUGGCUUCUGUAUGCUUCUCGGAGCCUCGUCGCCAGGAGCACGCUACGCUGGCACAUUUUUGGGCGCCAUGGGUAUCUAUCCGGCCAUUUCCAAUACCAUCUCCUGGACUAGUAACAAUACCGAAGGAGUCUAUAAACGAGGAGUUACCCUCGGUAUAGUGAUCGGUUGGGGCAACCUGAACGGCAUCGUCUCGUCCAACAUCUAUAGGGGCAAAGACGGGCCCAAAUUCUAUCCAGGGCACGGUACGGUGCUUGGAUAUCUGGUGGUGUUCUUGUUCGGCGGGUCAUUGGUACAGUAUAUUUUGCUUCGACGGGAGAAUGCAAAGAGACGACGCGGGGAUCGCGACCAUUGGGUGCAGGGACUGAGCCAGAACGAAAUCGAACUUCUGGGGGACAAGAGACCGGACUUUAUUUAUACGCUGUAG